Messenger RNA from Amorphotheca resinae ATCC 22711, 348 nucleotides. RefSeq lists its product as hypothetical. Bases 1 to 348 code for a protein of 115 amino acids. Gene Ontology annotation, cellular component: transcription factor TFIIA complex. The record is from RefSeq and is a predicted model, not a curated record. Lineage: Eukaryota; Fungi; Ascomycota; Leotiomycetes; Helotiales; Amorphothecaceae. The transcript has 3 exons. Gene Ontology annotation, molecular function: RNA polymerase II general transcription initiation factor activity; TBP-class protein binding. Gene Ontology annotation, biological process: RNA polymerase II preinitiation complex assembly; transcription initiation at RNA polymerase II promoter.
AUGGCGACGACCGGACAGUCCUUUUACGAGCUCUAUCGCCGUAGCAGCAUCGGCAUGGCUCUGACGGACACCCUCGACGACCUGAUCAGCGAGCGUCGUAUCGAGCCCCAGCUUGCGAUGAAGAUCCUUGCGAACUUUGAUCGCAGCAUUACAGAAGUACUAGCGGACAAGGUGAAGGCGAGGUUGACGUUCAAGGGUCAUCUCGAUACCUACCGCUUUUGCGACGAGGUUUGGACCUUUCUUAUCAAAGACGUUACAUUCAAGAUGGACAACUCUAGCCAAACGGUGGUGGCGGAUAAAGUCAAGAUCGUGAGCUGCAACAGCAAGAGGCCGGGCGACCCUCAAUGA